Perognathus longimembris pacificus (Pacific pocket mouse) is the source of this 3850-nucleotide messenger RNA. It is a transcript of the gene Pogk, whose product is annotated as pogo transposable element derived with KRAB domain. NCBI's taxonomy places the organism in Eukaryota, Metazoa, Chordata, Mammalia, Rodentia, Heteromyidae. Gene Ontology annotation, molecular function: DNA binding. Bases 210 to 2039 code for a protein of 609 amino acids. Gene Ontology annotation, cellular component: nucleus. Gene Ontology annotation, biological process: regulation of DNA-templated transcription. The record is from RefSeq and is a predicted model, not a curated record. The transcript is spliced from 6 exons.
CCUGGCGCAGGGCGGUGGUCCCGCUUCCCUCCGGUUCUGCAGCGGGACGCGGAGCCUGAGACCAAGUUCGUUCAGAUCCCACCUUCAGGGUCUGAAGCCCUUUCUGCUCGGCCCAGACCCAUCGUUUUAGGAAAAUACUGAAGACGCUGACUUUGAACUCCCUCAAGGGGCUUUUCUUUGGAGGACUUGGCGGAAAUGAGGCGCUAGAGAUGGAGUCUACAGCCUACCCUCUCCAUUUGACCCUGAAAGAAGAACAACAAGAAGAAGAAAUUCAGAGCCGGGAACUGAAGGAUGGCCCAACCGAUAUGCAGAAAGUACGAAUCUGCUCAGAAGGUGGAUGGGUACCGGCCCUAUUUGAUGAGGUGGCCAUAUAUUUUUCCGAUGAGGAGUGGGACGUUUUGACGGAGCAACAAAAGGCCCUCUACCGGGAAGUCAUGAGGAUGAAUUAUGAAACUGUUCUGUCCCUGGAAUUCCCAUUCCCUAAGCCUGACAUGAUCACUCGGUUGGAACGGGAGGAAGAUUCUGGUAAUUCUGAGGAGUGGCAGAUCCAAGGAGGACCCAUUACAGAAAAUGAAGACUAUGACAUGAAGCCUCCAGAUUGGGCGACCCCAAUGAACACCACCUCCCAGUUCCCUCAGCCUCAGCAUCUUGACAGCUUUGGCCUGCGCCUGCCUCAGGACCUCACCGAGCUGCCUGAGUGGAGUGAGGGGUACCCCUUCUGCAUGGCCAUGGGCUUCCCCGGGUAUGACCUCUCGGCUGAUGACCUAGCUGGGAAGUUCCAGUUCAGCCGGGGCAUGCGCCGCAGUUACGAUGCGGGAUUCAAGUUGAUGGUAGUGGAGUAUGCCGAGAGCACCAACAACUGCCAGGCUGCCAAGCAGUUUGGAGUGUUCGAAAAGAACGUUCGUGACUGGCGCAAAGUGAAGCCGCAGCUCCAGAAUGCCCAUGCCAUGCGGCGGGCAUUCCGAGGCCCCAAAAACGGCAGGUUUGCUCUGGUGGACCAACGUGUGGCUGAGUACGUGAGAUACAUGCAGGCCAAAGGAGACCCCAUCACCAGGGAGGCGAUGCAGCUGAAAGCUCUGGAAAUCGCCCAGGAAAUGAACAUCCCAGAGAAAGGGUUCAAAGCCAGCUUGGGUUGGUGUCGAAGAAUGAUGAGAAGGUAUGACCUGUCUCUGAGGCAUAAAGUGCCUGUGCCCCAACACCUGCCUGAAGACCUGACUGAGAAGCUCGUCACUUACCAGAGGACUGUGCUGGCUCUGCGCAGGGCACACGACUACGAGGUGACACAGAUGGGGAAUGCAGAUGAAACACCCAUCUGCUUGGAAGUGCCAUCCAGGGUGACUGUGGACAACCAGGGUGAGAAGCCCGUCUUGGUCAAAACUCCAGGCAGGGAAAAACUAAGGAUCACGGCCAUGCUUGGUGUCUUGGCUGAUGGGAGGAAGUUACCUCCAUAUAUCAUUUUGAGGGGAACCUACAUCCCCCCGGGAAAGUUCCCCAGUGGGAUGGAAAUUCGCUGCCAUCGCUAUGGGUGGAUGACUGAGGAGUUGAUGCAGGACUGGUUGGAAGUGGUGUGGAGACGGAGGACAGGAGCUCUUCCCAAGCAACGGGGGAUGCUGAUCCUCAACGGCUUCCGGGGCCAUGCCACUGAUUCUGUGAAGAGUUCCAUGGAGAGUCUGAACACCGACAUGGUGAUCAUCCCCGGGAGCCUGACCCCGCAAUUGCAGGUGCUGGACGUGGUGGUCUACAAGCCAUUGAAUGACAGUGUGCGCGCCCAGUACUCCAACUGGCUUCUGGCUGGGAACCUGGCACUCAGCCCCACUGGGAACGCCAAGAAGCCACCCCUGGGCCUCUUCCUGGAAUGGGUCAUGGUAGCAUGGAACAGCAUCUCAAGUGAAUCCAUUGUCCAAGGGUUCAAGAAGUGCCACAUCUCCAGCAACCUGGAGGAGGAAGAUGACGAACUGUGGGAAAUCGAGAGCGAGCUGCCUGGAGGGGGGGAACCACCGAAAGAAUGUGAUACUGAGAGCUUGGCUGAAGGCAACUGAAGGACCAGUGCAACAGAUGACACUAUGGUUGAAACAGUUGGGGAAAGUCCUCAAGAAGAUCAUUCUUGAGCAUGUGGAUGCACAGGGAGCUCCAGGAAGAGGCAGAAUGGGGCUCAGAGCAGCUGGGAUCCACCAGCAGCCAGCACAUCCCAGGGCACAGCCCCUCACGCCCUGCCCACGAAGUGCCAGAGAAAUCCUGGACCUUUAUGCUCAUCAGAGAUUAAAAUACUAAUGAAAUUUGGCCACAUUUCUUCUUUUGGAGCUGACUCCAUCUGUCCAUCAAAGAAAUGUGUAAAUACUACCCAGCAAAGAUAUAGGCUGGAGAAGAGACCAUCUGUUCAGCACCAACAAAGACAGCUUAUGGGUACAACUCUAGUGGUGUCCUUCCUGUGGAAAGAAAAAACCGUCGAAUCCUCUGCCUUUGAAAAUGCUUCCAGAAGUAGAACCUGUCCCCACAUGGGUCAAGACUACAUACAGUAAAGGUUUUGUACAAAUGUGUCACUUAUAUUUACCUGCUACUUACACAUUUUCUCUUGGGAAACUGAUUUACUAAGGAUAACUGCAAAAUCAAGACACACUGGCUUGGUGCCAGAUGGCUUUUCUAUAGACAAACUACAUACAGUACUGUGGAAGAUAGAAAUUCAAACAAAUAAUGCUGUUUUACUUAUCUUCCCAGUUGGUUGGCAGCUAGACUUUUAGGGUCUUGUUUAAUGGCCCUAUCUUUUUCAUUGUUGUAUUUAAUGAUAAGGCAAGCAAUUAGUACACAAAUCCUUCUGUUUUUCAGGCUGUCUGCAGAAGUCACUAAACUGUCUGCUGUCUCCAUGGUGUAAGGCCCAUUGGCUCAUCUGAUACCUCUUUUCAUUUCUUUAACGUUCUUGUCAGAAAGGCAGUGGAAAGCUUGAGACCUUAGCCCCAGCUGUCCUAUGACUAACCUCCAAGGACAGGAGACCAUUGGAUUUUUACAUGAGUUAUGUGCAUUCCCAUGUAAUUUGAGUAUUUGGAAACAUUUCUUCAAAGUUGUCUGUGCUACAGAAAAAAAAUAUAUGUCAGAACCUCAAAGACAAAGCCAUUGCUAGACCUAACAUUCCCAAAACCACUUUUCCUUCCUGUACACGGGGCUCACAUGUAUUUUAUAAGAUGUUUUUGGCUUCCUGAACCACCUAUUUCUACUCAGGUACUCAUUUUCCUGUUGGUCUUUUUCUGAUCUUAUUAAGCCAGUUGCACAGUCACACACAGGUGGGCAGUUUCACUUCUAGUAUCUAAAUGCUGUUCAGUGUUUGAAUUGAUUCCCUCUUAGCUUUUUAACCUAUAAUACCCUUGGUCAUCCAGAAGUGGCAUUUAAACCUUUUUAUUUUCCAUUCCAUUUCUAUUUAAUUUUUCUUCCCACUGACAUACUUCUUAGCCCUCUUUUUCAUGUCUUAUUUCUCUUGUGGUGGGAGCUUAAAAUUAGAUGUCAUGAAAUCUAAUUUAGGAUUCCAGCAUGGGAGCCACAGCUGUCUUGCCCAGAAGAGUAGAAAAUGGGUUGGACUCCUGUUUCAUUCCUUCACCUUGAGUCCUCCUCACCACCUUGAGUCUCAAGAGAUGAUGCCUUACAGGUUGCAUAGCACUGGAACUUUCCUAGAGUGAUGGCUGCUGUCAGGGUCUUCUGGGCUCACACUUACAUUCCCUUUAUGAUCUAUGCCUCACAGGGCCCUAGGCCAACUGUUUUGCAGAAAGGCUGUUUGCCUAGAAUUCCUAUAGCACACAAGACAUAGUUAUACCCCCUAGUAGAUAGGAACUGACCCCAAGAAUAAACUUUGAUAAUAAAGACA